Molecule: messenger RNA, 1745 nt
Organism: Pungitius pungitius (ninespine stickleback)
Lineage: Eukaryota; Metazoa; Chordata; Actinopteri; Perciformes; Gasterosteidae
Gene: ccnp
Product: cyclin P
Exons: 8
Coding region: 55-1362 (435 amino acids)
Biological process (GO): mitotic cell cycle phase transition; regulation of cyclin-dependent protein serine/threonine kinase activity
Cellular component (GO): cyclin A2-CDK2 complex; cytoplasm; nucleus
Molecular function (GO): cyclin-dependent protein serine/threonine kinase regulator activity
Source: RefSeq, a predicted model, not a curated record
CGGGUAAGUAGCUCCAGCGGCCCCGGCGCGGGAACUCCUCCUCCGGCUGUGACCAUGGCGAGGACCGGCUUCUGCGAGUCCAAGCCCCUGCUGGACUUCCACAAGAAGGCGGACGAGAGGCGAGCCCCGCUCAGAACCUGGUCCAAUGCCUGCGGGCCCGUCGACCGCUGCCAGCCCGAAGCAGAAGUAGUAGAGUCCAAGAUGGCCCCCGUCAAAAUGGAGCCGGAGCGCAGAUGGGAACGGAGGUUGUCGGCGCAGACCAGCGACGGCAUCAUCAUGGGCUUUCACGAUGACUGUUUAACGCAGUCCGCCGGUAGUGUAUCCACACCAAAGAUUGCCCCCCCUCCCCAAGGUCUGCGUAUAGAUAAAAGAUUUUCCUUGCAUGUGGCCCCGUCUCCCCCUCGGCCUCCUUUCCCACCCUGCGUGGCAGAUGGGUGUGUGGAGGAGCGCAUGCUGCUCCUCCCUCACGGGCUGCAGGGUCUACACAGCCUCCAGGCGCUGGUGCCCAGCUUGCUGCGCCACGAGGUGGAGGCGGCACUGGAGAAACUGGACCUCGCGUGGGACCGGGCGUACGCCUGGGAUAUGUUCUUGGACAUGAUGAGAACUCAGACACGAAACUCCUUUCCCAACGCGGACCUGCUGUCGCAUUUCACCGACGCCACUCGUUCUGUCCUGGUAGACUGGCUCAUUCAAGUACAUGAGAUGAUGCAUUUUCAGGAGGAGACCCUCUACCUGGGCAUACACCUCCUCAACCGCUCCCUGCGUGAGGUCAAGGUCUCCACGGUCAACCUGCAGCUCCUCGGCAUGGUUUGCCUCUUCCUCGCUGCAAAAAAGGAAGAGUGUCUCCUUCCUGAGGUGUCCGGACUCUGCUACCUGAUGGACCACACCUACACCAAGCACCAGCUGCUGCGGAUGGAGCGCAAGGUCCUUUUCGGGCUCAAGUUCGAUUUGUCCUACUGCCCUCCCCUGCACUUCCUCCUCCUCCUCGCCUCGGUGGCUCGCUGCAGUGCCAAGGCGGUGUGGAUGGCCCGCUAUCUGCUGGAGCUGUCCCUCCUGGAGGGCCAGUGUGUGGUGUUCCUGCCCGUGCAGCUGGCGGGGGCGGCCCUCUUUGUGUCCCGCCAAGUCUUGCAGGAGCCCCCGACGCCCGGCGGGGAGGCCGCGUGGUGUCUGGCCGCCAGUGUCAAUGUCGGCAGUGAGGCCGCCAUGGUCAGGAUCAUGCACAUUCUGGCCAAUGCUGCGUCCAAGGCCCACACCCGAGAGACCUGCGCUACUUUUAUUAAAUUCUCCUCCCCAGAGACCAUGCAGGUCAGCAGGCACCCUGGUCUAAAGACCGCCGCGGGUCUGCUUGGUCUAUGCACUUGACGUCCCUGAAUCGCGGGAACUUAAUUAUACGUUUGAAGCUUCAAAGUAGAGAUCCCAGAGCCGGGUGGCUUGAGGACUUGACUCCGACGCGGUCCAGGCCUCUGAACCAGGGAUGUAAAGUCGUUGCUGUGGAUCCUGAAGAGUUACCGUGGAAUCGGGUGAGGAAGAAGUGUGAGAGAUGUUAGUACGAAACAUUGUUUGACAAAGGAUUGUAUGUGAUUUAGCUAACCCAGUGGCACACCUGUUUUAUGAUCUUAUCUUGCAGCCGAUUUAGAAAAUAUUUGAAUUGUAUUGAUUUGUCCUUGUCUUGUCAUUUGUGAAAAGGAUGUGGGCUGUCUAUGAAGUUAUUAUAAACAUUUUAAUGUAAAAAUAAAGUGUCUGCU